This is a messenger RNA of Bactrocera latifrons, 461 nucleotides long. Its product is annotated as U6 snRNA-associated Sm-like protein LSm8. Gene Ontology annotation, cellular component: U4/U6 x U5 tri-snRNP complex; U6 snRNP; precatalytic spliceosome. The record is from RefSeq and is a predicted model, not a curated record. Bases 88 to 378 code for a protein of 96 amino acids. NCBI's taxonomy places the organism in Eukaryota, Metazoa, Arthropoda, Insecta, Diptera, Tephritidae. Gene Ontology annotation, biological process: mRNA splicing, via spliceosome. Gene Ontology annotation, molecular function: RNA binding. The transcript has a single exon.
ACAAGCAACAAUACAAAAGCCAAAUCUUGUUUAUAUUUUACUUUGCCGAAAGUGUUGACAAUAUUCGAGUGAAAUAAACAUCUUAAAAUGGCAUCAGGAUUGGAGGCCUAUAUAAAUCAUACGGUAUCUAUAAUUACCGCAGACGGACGAAACUUUAUUGGCACACUAAAAGGGUUCGAUCAAACUAUAAAUGUCAUCCUCGACGAGUCGCAUGAGCGAGUCUUCUCUACCACAUCUGGCAUCGAACAAAUUGUUUUGGGACUCCAUAUUAUUCGUGGUGAUAACAUAGCUGUAAUUGGUCUUAUAGAUGACCAAAUUGAUUCGCGACUUGACUUGGGUAACAUACGAGGGGAACCAUUGGGUCCAGUAGUGCAUUAAGGUUCCUUAUCUAUUACAACAAUAAAACAACUAAUCCCAAUUAAACAAUAAAAUUUUUAUUAUUUUCGUAUUUUGAUAAUAAA